CCUUCCGCGAUAUCGCGCCAUUUCGGCUCCUCCUUCCCUCCCGAUCGUCAGGGGCGAGAGUCCACCCCCACCCCCUCCACCCCUAUCUCUCUUUCCUCCUCCGUUUGCUCGUUCCCGUCUUCCUCUCUGAAACAAACUAUCGUCAGGGGGAUGUGAAGCUCGGUACAUGGACAUAGAACCCUAGGAAAGUAUAAAAAUCAUGGAGGCGGAUGAUGACAGUGCGAUUAUGCCGGCCGAAACCGGCCAUUCGCCCGUGAGAUCUGGAAAUCUGACCAAGUUGCUAGAUGCGCGGGAUGAAGAGGAUCAAUUCGAGCAGGUUUCACUGAAAGAUCAGGAAAGGAGUGCCGCUGAAUCGAGGGAGAAGGGUGGUUCAAUGCGAUCUUCUGGGUCAGACGCAGUUAGCCAGUUUUCUGGAAUCGAUGAAGCUUCCGGUUCUCCUUCCAUCCGACUGGCAGAAUUGAACUCGUCAAUGACUAACGCACAAGAUGAUCUUGGCUCUAGUCCAGGGUCGGCAAAGCAUCCUGGUGGGAUGUUAAAGUCUGUGUCCUCUGUGAGUGUUGAUUCUGCAUCUUCUCAGGCUGGAGACAGUGGAUCUCCACUAUAUUCACCACCGAAGGUAAGGGCGAGGCCUGCAAUACCCGAUGUCUCGCCGGAGCUGGUGCACUUGGUAGAGACAGCGAUACAGGGGGAUGCAGACAGCUUAGAGAAGCUUAGAGAAACUGUUUCUGGUGAAGAAUCUGUCAUGAGAGAAGAAGAGGUUGUUGGAAUCUCACGACUGGUAGUGGAUGUGCUUCUUGCAACUAUGGGUGGCGUUGAAGGUUUUGAUGACAGUGGAGAUGGUAACCCUCCUAGCAUAAUGCUGAAUGGUAGGGCAGCAGUAGUGGCAGGUCAAUUAAUCCCCUGGCUUCCUUGCGAGGGAGAUUCUGCUAGUUACAUGUCACCAAGGACUAGGAUGGUAAAAGGACUGUUCCUGAUAUUGAAGGCUUGUGCCAGGAAUAGAACGAUGUGCUCAAAUGAGUCUCUGCUAGGCAUUCUUUUAUCAGCCGCAGAGAUAGUUUUCAUGCAAGAAAGUAACAAACUUGAGCAAGAGAAGACGUGGGAUGCUAGCUGGUUGUGUAGAUGUCUUCAGUUGCUAGGGCAGCAUUCACUUCGUGUCCCUGAACUGCGUAGAUGGCUUGAGGUGGUUACAAAUACAGUAACCACAUGUUGGGCAUCGCAUCUGAUGCUGGCUUUAGAGAAGGCCAUUGGGGGCCGAGAACUGAGAGGCCCAUCUUGCACAUUUGAGUUUGACGGAGAGAGCUCUGGUUUACUUGGGCCAGGUGAAAGCCGUUGGCCAUUCUCUAAUGGUUAUGCAUUCGCAACGUGGCUCUAUAUUGAGUCAUUUGCUGAUACCGUAAACACUGCAACGGCUGCAGCAGCAAUUGCUGCUGCUGCUGCUGCUAAAUCUGGCAAAUCAUCAGCUAUGUCUGCUGCAGCUGCUGCAAGUGCUCUUGCAGGGGAAGGUACUGCACAUAUGCCACGGUUAUAUAGUUUUCUCUCUGCCGAUAAUCAGGGAGUUGAAGCAUAUUUUCAUGGACAAUUUUUGGUGGUUGAAAGUGGGGCUGGAAAGGGUAAAAAGGCCUCGUUGCAUUUCACGCAUGCUUUCAAACCACAGUGCUGGUAUUUUGUAGGUCUAGAGCAUACAUACAAACAGAGCCUUCUUGGCAAAGCUGAAAGUGAACUGAGACUGUAUGUGGAUGGAACAUUGUACGAAAGCCGUCCCUUUGAGUUCCCUAGGAUUUCCAAGCCUCUUGCUUUUUGUUGCAUUGGUACAAAUCCUCCACCUACAAUGGCUGGCUUGCAGCGCCGACGCCGUCAGUGCCCUCUGUUUGCUGAGAUGGGGCCUGUAUACAUUUUUAAGGAACCUAUUGGACCAGAGAGAAUGGCUCGCAUAGCUUCCAGGGGAGGAGAUGUGCUGCCUUCUUUUGGCCAUGGUGCAGGCGCACCAUGGCUUGCAACCAACGAAUGUUCAAGAACUUUGGCAGAAGAAAGUUAUCUCUUGGAUGCAGAGAUAGGAGGAAAGCUGCAUCUUCUUUAUCAUCCUAAGCUGCUGAGUGGGCGGUUCUGCCCUGAUGCUUCUCCUACUGGUGCCACAGGUAUCCAUAGAAGGCCUGCUGAAGUACUGGGACAGGUUUAUGUUGCCUCUCGAGUCCGCCCAUCAGAGUCACUCUGGGCAAUGGCUGAAGGAGGCCCAAUGUGCUUGUUGCCACUAGCAGUCAGCAAAGCUCAACUUGAUACUCUGAAACCACAACACGGGAGUGUGGAUUUAUCUGUUGCUACAGCCGCACUUUCUUCUCCAAUAUUAAGAAUCAUAUCCCUUGCCAUUCAGCAUCAUGGAAACAAUGAAGAGCUUUGUCGUGCCCAUGGGCCAGAGGUUUUAGCUGUUUUACUGAGAUACCUUCUGGAAACGUUAUCCUCUUUGGAUGUUGGCCAACAAAGUGGAGUAAAGGAUGAGGAACUUGUAGCAGCCGUUGUGUCUCUCUGUCAAGCACAGAAAAGCAAUCCUGCACUUAAAGUGCAGCUAUUUCAUAGUUUGCUACUAGAUUUAAGGAUGUGGAGUUUGUGCAGUUAUGGAAUCCAGAAGAAGCUGCUAUCUUCUCUAGCAGAUAUGGUGUUCUCUGAGUCAUCAGCAAUGAGGGAAGCUAAUGCUGUGCAGAUGCUUUUGGAUGGUUGCAGAAGAUGCUACUGGACUAUCCGUGAACCAGAUUCUAUUGAUACAUUUUCAUUGCGAGGAGCUCCACGACCAAUGGGCGAAGUCAAUGCACUUGUUGAUGAGCUCUUAGUGGUUAUUGAACUGCUAGUUGGAGCAUCGUCUGCUUCCAAGGCUGUAGAUGAUGUCCGCUGUUUGAUAGGAUUUCUUGUUGACUGUCCACAGGCAAAUCAGGUUGCCAGGGUAUUGCACCUUUUCUACAGAUUGAUUGUUCAGCCAAAUGCAAAUAGAGCUCACUUGUUUGCAGAGUCAUUUAUUUCAUGUGGUGGCAUAGAGACACUUCUUGUUCUUCUGCAGAGGGAAGCUAAAACUGGUGAUCACGUUAAGUCUAGUAUAUCAAGCUGCAAUGGUUCUGAAAGGAAGAUGGAUAAGGAGUCAGUACUUGAGGAUAGUGGUUCUCAGCAUGAAUUAAGGGAUGCUCCUGCUGAUCUUGCUGAGGAAGUAGAAUCUGUGAGUCAUGAUGGACUUAAUGUAAAAUCCUUCAGCAGCGAAAGGUGCUCCCCCAAGAUUUCUGUGGAUUCCAAAAUUGAGAGAAUGGCAUCUGUUUCUGAAAGUUUGUUAAUGAGGAAUUUGGGUGGCAUAAGCUUUUCAAUAAGUGCAGAUAGUGCUAGAAACAAUGUGUAUAAUGUUGAUAAUGAUGAUGGCAUAGUUGUUGGGGUUAUCAGCCUUUUGGGAGCACUGGUGACAUCAGGCCAAAUAAAACUUGCUGGUUGUUUUACUUCUUCAACAAUUCCAAACAACACCGUAGGAAAUGAACUGCCUUAUGAAGGCACAAACAUGUUUGCAGAUAAAGUGUCUCUUCUUCUAUUUGCAUUACAGAAGGCAUUUCAAGCAGCACCACAGAGGCUGAUGACUGCCAACAUAUAUACAACUUUGCUUGGUGUUACGAUUAAUGCAUCUUCAUCUGAUGAUGGCUUAAACCUUUAUGAUUCUGGACAUCGUUUUGAACAUGUUCUGCUUUUGUUGGUUCUCCUCCGUUCUCUUCCAUUUGCUUCAAGAGCACUCCAAGCUCGAGCGAUACAGGAUCUUCUCUUUUUGGCUUGCAGUCAUCCAGAAAACAGGAGCUGUCUUACCAGUAUGGAAGAGUGGCCUGAGUGGAUUUUGGAGGUCCUUAUCUCGAAUUAUGAGGCUGGUUCAAGCAAAGAUUCUGAUGGUGUUAGCCUUUCGGACAUUGAAGAUCUUGUGCACAAUUUCCUGAUCAUUAUGCUGGAGCACUCAAUGCGUCAAAAGGAUGGUUGGAAGGACAUUGAAGCUACAUUACAUUGCGCGGAGUGGCUCUCCAUGGUUGGAGGAUCUAGUACUGGUGACCAGCGUAUCAGACGCGAAGAAUCUCUUCCUAUCUUCAAGCGGAGACUUCUGGGUGGCUUACUUGACUUUGCUGCUAGAGAGCUUCAAGUCCAGACUCAAGUUAUUGCCGCUGCAGCUGCUGGUGUUGCAUCUGAGGGUUUGUCACCACAAGUGGCAAAAGCUGAGGCAGAGUCUGCUGCACAGCUCUCUGUAGCUUUGGCCGAAAAUUCAAUUGUAAUUCUAAUGCUCGUUGAGGACCACUUGCGAUUACAAAGUCAGCUGUUUAAUUCUUCACGAUCUGUGGAUGGUUUGUCCUCGCCUGCCUCAAUUGGUUUGUCCAGUAGUAGUCGAUCAAAUUCUUUGGUGAAAUCAGCUGUAGAAUCUCCAGAAACUGGUAGCUCUCGACGUCAGUCAUUGUCAAGUGAUGCUGGUGGCCUUUCUCUUGAUGUUCUAGCUUCAAUGGCUGAUGCCAAUGGGCAAAUCUCUGCAGCAGUAAUGGAGCGGCUUACUGCAGCAGCUGCUGCUGAACCUUAUGAAUCUGUUCGAUGUGCUUUUGUUUCUUAUGGCAGCUGUGCUUUAGAUUUAGCUGAGGGUUGGAAGUAUAGGAGCCGUCUGUGGUAUGGUGUAGGUUUCUCGUCCAAAAACUCUACCUUUGGUGGAGGGGCCAGCGGUUGGGACUCCUGGAUGUCUGCUUUAGAAAAGGACUCUAAUGGAAAUUGGAUUGAACUUCCUUUAGUAAAAAAGUCAAUCACUAUGCUUCAAGCCUUACUGUUAGAUGAGUCUGGCCUUGGUGGUGGGCUAGGUAUAGGAGGUGGUUCUGGUACUGGGAUGGGAGGCAUGACUGCAUUGUACCAGUUAUUGGAUAGCGACCAGCCAUUUCUGUGCAUGCUUCGGAUGGUUCUUGUUUCCAUGAGAGAAGAAGACAAUGGGGAAGAAGGCAUUUUAGUAAGGACCACCAUCAACAAAGAUGAAAUAUCAGAGAGUUCGUAUUGGCAAGGUGGUCAUGGUACACCAUCAGAGAACAUUAGCCGUCUUCCAUCACGAAAACCAAGAUCUGCUUUGCUCUGGAGCGUUUUAUCACCUGUCCUAAACAUGCCAAUCUCAGAGUCAAAGCGGCAGAGGGUAUUGGUUGCGUCCUGCAUUCUCUACUCAGAGGUAUACCAUGCAGUUGGCAGGGAUAAAAGACCUCUUCGUAAACAGUAUUUGGAGUUAAUAUUACCACCUUUUGUUGCAAUCUUAAGACGUUGGAGGCCUCUUUUGGCUGGAAUCCACGAGCUAACAUCGUCAGAUGGGGUGAAUCCCCUAAUUGUUGAUGAUCGUGCACUGGCAGCAGAUGCUUUGCCUGUUGAGGCUUCCCUUGCAAUGAUUUCACCAGGAUGGGCUGCUGCUUUUGCGUCACCACCUGCUGCAAUGGCCUUGGCAAUGAUAGCAGCUGGUGCUGCUGGUACGGAAACAGCCCCACCUGUUAGGAACACCCACCUUAGACGUGACUCCUCUUUGCUUGAGCGCAAAACUGUGCGGCUUCAGACAUUUGCAAGCUUUCAAAAGCCUUUGGAGGGGGCUGCAAAGUCUCCUGCAAUUCCGAAAGAUCGAGCUGCAGCAAAAGCUGCUGCACUGGCUGCAGCUCGUGAUCUUGAGAGGAAUGCGAAGAUUGGUUCUGGAAGAGGUCUUAGUGCUGUUGCGAUGGCCACAUCAGCACAAAGGAGAAGUAUAGGGGAUAUGGAUAGGGUGAAAAGGUGGAACAUUUCUGAUGCUAUGGGUACCGCUUGGACGGAAUGUCUACAAUCUGCUGAUACAAAGGGGAUUUCUGGGAAGGAUCAUUCAGCUCUUUCCUAUAAAUAUGUAGCAGUCCUUGUUGCAGCUUUUGCUUUGGCAAGAAACGUGCAGCGGGUUGAGGUUGAUAGGCGUUCACAAGUUGUUAGUAUAGACCAGCAUCAUGCUUCUGUUGGCACUCGUGCAUGGCGCAGGCUUAUUCAUUGCCUUAUCGAGAUCAAUGCACUGUUUGGGCCUCUAAGAGCCAGCCUAUGCGGCAAUGACAAGGUGUUUUGGAAGUUGGAUUUUAUGGAAAGUUCUUCUCGAAUGAGAAGAUGCUUAAGAAGAAAUUAUCGUGGAUCUAAGCACAUUGGUGCAGCUGCAAAUUUUGAACAUAUUUCAAUGAGACCUGAUCAGGAGCAGCCUAUCGAUCAUAGAAAUGAUGCAGAAGCCUCACUGUCUGGUGUUCUUCCUUCUAGUGCUUCGAUUCUUGUGCCUGAGGCUUUGUUACUUGAAGGUGGCAAUGAAGAUGAUGAUCGGGACGAAGCUGAUGACAUCGAAGAUAGGAAGAGUGGAGGGGAAGAAGUGAAGGGUCAUCACGAUCAGCCUACUAUAGUUGCUGAGGCACCUAUUCAGAAUCCUGUGGACCAUGGUGUUGCUGAAGUCUCUGAAGCACAUCAAAGACAAAGCACUUCUUCCACUGCUGGGCACAUGCUGAGUGAAUCAGAUGAAAGAAUCGUUGUCGAAUUUUCUUCAUCAAUGGUGCGUCCUCUACGAGUCAUACGAGGAACCUUUCAGGUAACUACAAAGAGGAUAAACUUCAUAGUUGAUAAAUUAGUUGAUGAAGUCUCUUCAAACAAUGGAGUAAGUGCCAAGGCAGAGAACAACAGUCAGGAAAAGGAUUGGACUUGGCCUAUGUCCUCUCUUCAUCAAGUUUUUAGUAGAAGAUACCUUUUGCGGAGGAGUGCGCUGGAGUUGUUUAUGACCGACCAGUCAAAUUUCUUUUUUGAUUUUGGGACUGCUGAAGGACGCAGAAAUGCAUAUAGAGCAAUUGUUCAAGCCCGGCCACCUCAUCUAAAUAACAUAUAUUUGGCAACACAGAGACCAGAACAGCUGCUCAAGAGAACUCAGCUUAUGGAACGUUGGUCUAGGUGGGAGAUUAGCAAUUUUGAGUAUCUAAUGCAACUAAAUACUCUUGCUGGGCGGAGUUAUAAUGACAUCACUCAGUAUCCUGUUUUCCCUUGGAUUCUUGCGGACUACAGUUCAAAGAAUUUAGAUUUGGAUGAUCCAUCUUCAUACAGGGAUCUUUCAAAGCCCAUUGGUGCUCUGAAUGCUGAACGCUUGGAAAAAUUUCUAGAAAGAUACUCCAGCUUUGAUGAUCCAAUUAUCCCAAAAUUCCACUAUGGCUCACAUUAUUCUAGUGCUGGAACCGUCUUAUACUAUCUUGUUCGUGUUGAGCCUUUUACAACUCUUUCAAUUCAACUGCAAGGUGGGAAAUUUGACCAUGCUGAUCGGAUGUUCUCAGACAUAGCUGCUACUUGGAAUGGCGUUCAAGAGGACAUGAGUGAUGUGAAAGAGUUGGUUCCUGAGCUAUUUUACCUCCCUGAAGCUCUAACUAAUGAGAAUCAGGUUGAUUUUGGGACAACUCAACUUGGAGGGAAGCUUGAUACUGUGCAACUUCCACCUUGGGCCAAGACUCCAGUUGAUUUUAUACAUAAACAUCGGAAGGCUUUAGAGAGUGAGCAUGUGUCCAACCACCUGCAUGAAUGGAUUGAUCUCAUAUUUGGGUACAAGCAAAGAGGAAAAGAAGCUAUUGCAGCUAAUAAUGUUUUCUUCUACAUCACCUAUGAAGGAGCUGUUGAUAUUGAUAAGAUUACUGAUCCUGUACUCCGACAGGCAACACAAGACCAGAUCGCAUACUUUGGGCAGACACCUUCUCAACUUUUAGCCAUUCCACACGUGAGAAAGAGGCCUCUGGCAGAGGCUUUACAUCUGCAGACAAUCUUCCGGAAUCCCACGGAGCUCAGGCAGUAUGUGAUUCCAAAUCCUGAGCGUUGCAAUGUGCCUGCUGCUGCUAUUUCUGCUUCUCCUGAUUCUAUCUUAAUUACUGACUCAAAUGCUCCCGCCUUACAUGUUGCUUUGCACAAGUGGCAACCAAAUACACCUGAUGGCCAGGGCAUGCCGUUUCUUUUUCAACAUGGGAAGGGUAUAGGUAGCUCAGGUGGUGGAGCAUUCAUGCGCAUGUUCAAGGGGCAGCCUGGAUCUGGUUCCGAUGACUGGCAAUUCCCACGGGCAUUAGCUUUCCCUAUUUCUGGAAUUAGAAGUGCUGCAGUGGUUGCUAUUACUUCUGAUAAUUAUGUUGUCACAGGUGGACAUGCAGAUAAUACAGUGAAGUUGAUAUCGGCUGAUGGAGCCAAAACGAUUGAGAGUGCAGCAGGUCACUGUGCCCCAGUUACAUGCCUUGCAGUUUCCCCUAAUGGCAAUAAUCUUGUUACUGGAUCUCGCGAUGCGACAUUAAUCCUUUGGUGGUUACACAAGGCUACAUUAUCACGUUCAAGCAAUAUUUCUGAGCCCUCAACAGCUCCUACAACACCAACCAGUCCUUUGAGUGGUGCAAGCGUGGCCAUUGAAAGCAGCAGGAAGCGAUUCAUUGAAGGCCCUAUAUAUGUUCUGCGAGGGCAUAUCAGUGAGGUGAUAUGCUGUUGUGUCAAUUCUGAUAUUGGCAUUGCUGUUUCUUGCUCCCAAGCUCCAGGAGUCCUUCUGCAUUCUAUUAGGAGAGGAAGAUUACUGCGGAAGCUGGAGGUUUCUGUAGCACAUGCUGUCUGCCUUUCAUCACAAGGUGUUAUAAUCACCUGGAACAAGUCUGACCAGAAACUCUGUACCUACACAGUUAAUGGAAUCCCUAUUGCUACUGCAGUCCUAUCACCAUUUGUGGGUGACAUAAGCUGCAUAGAAGUUUCAGUUGAUGGAGAAAGUGCACUGAUUGGGGUGAGCUCAGGUGCUGUGGAUCCAGAAAGUCAGAAUGAUGUUUCAGAUGACAUGAACUUGGAAGUCCAUAAGAACGAAAGAGAUUCUUUCUAUCUGCAAGUGGAUGACGAAGAAGCACCUAGGUUCAGAGUUCCUGUACCGUCCAUAUGCUUCAUGGAUCUCCAUUCCCUUAAGGUGUUUCACACCAUGGAAUUAAAAGAAGGGCAAGAUAUUACUGCUAUGGCAUUGAACAAAGACAAUACAAAUCUCGUUGUCUCAACAGCAGACAAGCAGUUGAUGGUUUUCACUGACCCUUCAUUGAGCUUAAAAGUUGUAGAUCAGAUGCUUCGUCUUGGUUGGGAAGGUGAUGGCUUAAGUCCUCUCAUCAGAUAGAAACAUGGUUAUCCAAAUAUGAUGAAAGAGCAAGAUCGAGAUGGCUUCCAUAAGUGAUGCAACGUCACAUCUGCUGCUCUUACUGAUACCUCAUGUAUAUCAUUGACGAGGUCAGUUUUUGAAGCAUGGGCAUAUUUCAGUUUUCAUGGCUUUUUAUUAUGCCAUUUGUACAUACCUUUUUUUUUGGUUGGGGAGGGGGGGGGGGGACGGGGGGGAAUGGUUGUAUGUCUAGUAUAUAUAAUAUAUAUAUUCUUUCCCUGGGCUCAGUCUGUUGAGUUUUGGAAGGGGCUUUCUCCCCUUGAUCAACGAUAUGCUUGGGAGUCAAGUAAUCUCUACCUUGCGCUUUUCUGUAUUCUUUUCCUUUUUGGCUGUCUUCUCAUCCCUCUGUAUAUCCAUCUGAGGUUAGGGGAAGAAAUUCUAUUUUUAAGUUUAACCGAUCAGUUUGGGUGAUAUUUCAUGGUUA
Molecule: messenger RNA, 9611 nt
Organism: Nymphaea colorata (pocket water lily)
Lineage: Eukaryota; Viridiplantae; Streptophyta; Magnoliopsida; Nymphaeales; Nymphaeaceae
Product: BEACH domain-containing protein C2
Exons: 32
Coding region: 200-9148 (2982 amino acids)
Molecular function (GO): protein binding
Source: RefSeq, a predicted model, not a curated record